AUGGCAGCCCUCCUCUCUUUGCUGGGUGCUUCUGCGCUCAUCUCUACCACUGCUGCUGCCCCAGUCAACCGCCAAGCAUCAAUAUGGUCCGGGCUGAGCUCCAAAAUCACUCACGUUGUGUACCUGAUGAUGGAGAACCACUCCUUUGAUAACAUCGCCGGGUACUGGGACUUUAACGACAUUGACAACUUGCGCAACAUCACGUUCUGCAAUGAGUUCACCAACCCCAACUGGACGGUGUGGAACGAGCCCUUGCUGAUCUGCGCUGGUAAGUACGAGGCUGAAGUGCCCCUGGUAGACCCCGACCACAACUUCGCGGGCACCAGCUACGAAAUCUACCGCAAAUGGCAGCCCACAGCCGACGACGUCCCCGACAUGUCUGGCUUCAUUGAGAGACAGUCUGAACGCUACAACGCAACGCCGUCAGAUUCCUCCUUUGUUAUCAAGGCGUACGAUCCGUCCAUGGCCACCACUCUACAGACAUUGGCCCAAAACUAUGCUUUCUGGGACACUUACUUCGCCGAGCACCCUGGCCCAACCAACCCCAACAGGCAAUUCGCAACCUCGGCCUCGACUUGCGGCUAUGUGGACAACACGAACCAAGCGUCCGGCUGGUUUUCGAACACUACGGGGACGGACUGUGCGGUGUCCAUCUUCGAAUCUCUAUCCAACAAGAACAUUUCCUGGAAGAACUACUACGAGACGGACAUUAUCGAUGCCUAUAUGUAUAAGUGGGUCCAGGACAACGCCAUGGACCGCCUCGUGCACGCGGAUCAAUUUUAUAAAGACCUCGCAAACAACGAGCUCCCCCAGUUCUCUUAUAUCAACCCGGAAUGCUGCACUAUCGACUCUAUGCACCCCACUAGCAACAUGGCCGCUGGAGAAAUGAUGAUCAAGCACUUGUACGACUCUCUCCGCAACUCUUCGUACUGGGAUAAUCUCAACUUCGACGAGCACGGUGGUUUCGCCGACCACGUCCCUCCGCCCGUGGGAAUUCCCGCGCCUGAAGACGGCAUCACAUUCUCGGGCAUGUCGGAUGGCCACAACGUCACGUACGACUACACUCGCCUGGGCGUGCGAGUUCCCGCGUUCGCCAUCUCGCCGUGGAUCCCGCCCAACACGCUCAUCCACGACCAGGGCACCAUGUACGCCGAGAACUCGCAGUACACGCACUCGUCGUUCCUGCACUUCCUGCAGGAGCUGUGGGGGCUGGAGGGCCUCAACAACCGUGUCCAGUGGGCCAAGACCUUCGAGUACAUCUUCGCCGACACUCCGCAGGAGGGCGGCGGCCUCCAGAGCCUGCCCAGCCCCGUCUGGGAGGGCCACUACGGACAGCCUGAGCCCGAGGCUUUCUAUCUGCUGAACCAGGACUACAGCUACUACGAGAAUCUGGAUUGA
Fonsecaea multimorphosa CBS 102226 is the source of this 1398-nucleotide messenger RNA. RefSeq lists its product as uncharacterized. NCBI's taxonomy places the organism in Eukaryota, Fungi, Ascomycota, Eurotiomycetes, Chaetothyriales, Herpotrichiellaceae. The transcript has 2 exons. Gene Ontology annotation, molecular function: hydrolase activity, acting on ester bonds. The coding region runs from base 1 to 1398 and encodes 465 amino acids. The record is from RefSeq and is a predicted model, not a curated record. Gene Ontology annotation, biological process: phospholipid catabolic process.